ACUCGGACUACUGCAGAGACGCAGGUCGCGAUGGAGGACGAAGAUCCCUUUGACCAUGUGCUUCAACUCGAGUCACACUAUCAAGCCGAGGGCUACGCCUUAGGUGUCGCUGAUGGCACCAAAGCCGGCCAUGCUGAAGGGUACGCAUUUGGGAUCGAGAAAGGCUUCGAAAAAUUCAUGCAGAUGGGUGUCGUGCAAGGCAGAGCAGCUGUAUGGGAGGCAAGGGUGGCAAUGAGCGAUUACAACGGCGAGAAUACGAUCACCAACGAGGGGACAUCAUCUUCAUUAGCGGAUCCCUCGCAAUCUGGAAAUUCGAAAGCGAAGGAAGAGGGAGAUGAUGUGAAGUCGGUGGAAAUCAGCCAGCGUGAUCCAAAGUCCAGGAUACCGGCUUUGCAACCAAAUGAAAGGCUGCUUAAGCACCUUGGUACUCUCCAUUCUCACACCGACAACAUGACGAUGUCUCUCGAGAACACCGAAGAGGCGGUAGACGCGUUCGAUGAACGGCUUCGAAAAGCGACCGCGAAAGUUAAGGUCAUUGAGAAGACUAUGGGAGAGAAAGGAUUCGAAAAAGCAGUUUUCGGUACUUCCGAUGCGGCGGCGGAGGAGGGAAGAAAACCGUCGACAACUGGACUCCGGAUCAGACCUCCACCGGCAGAGAGGCAGAUGGAGGACUUUGGAAUAUGA
Eremomyces bilateralis CBS 781.70 is the source of this 684-nucleotide messenger RNA. RefSeq lists its product as uncharacterized. The annotation marks the transcript as partial. NCBI's taxonomy places the organism in Eukaryota, Fungi, Ascomycota, Dothideomycetes, Eremomycetales, Eremomycetaceae. The transcript has a single exon. The record is from RefSeq and is a predicted model, not a curated record.